GGAGGAGGUAUCAUUGCUACUGGGAAGACAGGACAUCAGAGAAGUACUCCACUCCAGCACUAGCCUCUCCCUUUUGUUCUUUGGCCUUUAUUCCUUCAGCCCUCUCUGAAUUCUGCUCACCUGAUUUCUCUCUCCAUUCCUCCUGUCCUCUUACUUCCUGCUUUCUACCUCCAUAUCCUAGCACCUAGUCUCUGGCUCUAUCUUUCUCCUGGCAUCCUCCCUACACUUCCCUCCCAUCAUCUCUAGCCUGUGCUUCCUUGGAGGGCCUAUUCAGGCCUCCUUGGAGGAGAGAUGCUGUGGGAGGUGAGAUCCCUAGCCCAACUGCUGCUACUGUUGCUGGUUGCCAGAGCAGGGACUCAAAUACCCAGGAAAGAAGUCCAGGUGGUAUGGGCUAAAGAGGGUUUCCCUGUUCAGCUCCCCUGCAUCCUCUCAAGCAUCCACCAAAACCUCUCUAGGAGGCACAGUUUUCUUUGGAGGGUGACUGUCACCUGGCAGCGCUGGCAGGACAGGACUCCCCAAGCCAGCUGGUACACAGUGUUCAGGGUGGGGCCAGGUGGUUUGCGGAGUGUUAGGCUUCCCCCACAGCCCAGGCUGCAACUAGGAGGGCUCAGCCUCCACCAGGGAGAUUUCUCACUAUGGCUGCGCCCAGCCUGGCUCACAGAUGCUGGGGAGUACCGAGCCCGGGUCCACUUUGAGAAUGGUGAUUUGAGAUGUCACCUCUGCCUCCGCUUUGGCCAAGCCUCUGUGACUGCCAGCCCUCCUGGGCCCAUUAUAACCUCAGGGCUGGUCCUUCUGAACUGUUCUUUCAACCGUCCAGACCUCCCGGAAGCUGUGCUCUGGUCUCGAGGCCGGGUACCCAUAAUCCCAUCUUCCCGGCAUUUGCCAGUUGGGAGUCUACUCUUCUUGUCCCACGUCACUCUCUCAGAUGCUGGGCCUUGGGACUGUCACGUUAUCUACCCAGAUGGAUUCAAUGUCUCCAUUACCCACCACCUCACUGUCCUGGGUCUGGAGCCCCUAACCCAGAAGACGGUCUAUGUGGGAGAAGGAUCAAAGGUGGAGCUCCCCUGCCAUCUCAGCCCUGCUCUAGGAACUAUGCCAGGGCUAAUUGCCCAGUGGACCUUACCUUGGGGCAGAGGCAGCUGCCUUGUGUCCGGAGAUGACAAAAGCAGCUUUGCCCUGAGGCUGGACCAUGUGAGCAGAGCCCAAGCAGGGGCCUACAACUGCAGCCUCAGUUUUCAAGGGCAUCAGCUCAGUGCAGUGGUCACCUUAGCUGUCAUUACAGUGACUGCUAAAUCCUUUGGAUCUUCAAGUUCCAGAAAAGGGCUGCUUUGUGAGGUGACCCCAACGUUGAGGCAAGAGCACUUCCUGUGGACCACCUUGGAUAAUCAGACUCUGGAAAACCCACCAGGGCCCUGGUUGGAGCUGGGAGAUGAGGAGCUACAGGUCGAGCAGUGGCAGUGCCGAGUAUAUCAAGGGACACAACAAUGUGGAGCUGUAGUUUACAACCUGGGGCUUCAGGGCACAGGUGCCCAGCUCUCUGGGAGGAACCCAAAAGUCCUGAAAGGAGGGAAAUAUCUCCCUCUUCUCGUCAGCCUUGGCAUUUUACUGCUUCUCUUUUCCGGGGUAGGAGCUGCUGUGUUUCGCUUACGACAAAGCAAGCUGCCUGGGAGUUUUUCUGCCCUGGAAGAUGCAGCUCAGAGGCCUCAGAGACAAAACAAGACAGAAGAAAUGGAGCCAGAGAGCCAGUGUCAGAGUUAGAGCCUGCAACAUUGGCAGGAGUGGUCCUGACAUAAAGAUGGGACAGUCCUCUGAAAAGCAGCUUCUUCCUUCCUCCAGAUUUGCCUUUCCACACCAAGUAAAUGCCACUUUCUCAGCAGGAUGGCCUGUGGUUCCUCCAUAGCCUAUGCCUCCUCUAUGUUUUUGCUUCCCUGGGAGACCCCCAUGACCCACCUCUCCCAGGGCCUACCUGGCUCCUCAUCAGCUUAGUUUGGUUUCUGUAGUACUUGUAAAGUUUUACAAAGCACUUUCUCCCCAACUCUGUGAGAUGGAUGGUGCAAAUAUGAUGUGGUCUCCAUUUUACAUAGGAGGCUCAGAAAAAUUAAGUGAUUUACCUUUGGUCUUCCUCUCUCUCCAUUUGUCUAUUUCUG
Molecule: messenger RNA, 2147 nt
Organism: Phascolarctos cinereus (koala)
Lineage: Eukaryota; Metazoa; Chordata; Mammalia; Diprotodontia; Phascolarctidae
Gene: LAG3
Product: lymphocyte activating 3
Molecular function (GO): MHC class II protein binding; transmembrane signaling receptor activity
Source: RefSeq, a predicted model, not a curated record